This is a messenger RNA of Coffea arabica (coffee), 1068 nucleotides long. The record is from RefSeq and is a predicted model, not a curated record. Lineage: Eukaryota; Viridiplantae; Streptophyta; Magnoliopsida; Gentianales; Rubiaceae.
AUGGUAAAAACAUGCACACCUGAUCAUACUUGUGUCAUGAGUGAAAAAAUUGUUGCUUCUGCCAAGUGGAUUGCAGGAAAAAUAAUUGACCUAUUGAGGGCAUAUUUUACUAUUAAACUUGAUCUAUUAAGGAAUGAAUUGGCUAAGUAUGGUGUUUUUCCUACUGAUAUGCAGCUUUAUAGAGCAAAGCAAAAGGCACAGGACAUUAUUGAUGGUAGUCAUGGUGAUAGCUAUAGCUUGCUGCCUAAGUAUUGUGUCAUGAUUAUGAAUACAAAUCCUGGUAGUAUAGCUAAGAUUCAAUUUGAAAUGACUUUGGGAUCUAAUGUUCCUUCAGUUAAAAGAAUGUUUGUGGGGUUAGAUGCACUGAAGAAAGGAUUUUUUGAUAGUUGUCUUCCUUUCAUAGGAUUUGAUGGAUGUCACUUGAAAGGGCCGUAUGGAGGGGUUUUACUUUCUGCAAUUGGUUUGGAUAGAAAUAAUGGAUUGUAUCCUAUUGCUUAUGCCAUUGUUGAGAGUCAGAAUAAAGAAAGUUGGAUGUUUUUCUUUGAAUGGUUAGCUGCAAUGCUUGAUGACUUUCCAAGGGAUAAGCCUUGGACUUUCAUGACUGAUAGGCAAAAGGGACUGAUUGAAGCCAUUAACUCUAAGGUACCAUCGGCAGUGAAUAGAAAGUGUUGCAGACUUAAUGUACUUGCUAAUGAAUGUAGAAAGUGCACUAUACUAAUUGCAAGUGUUAACGAAUUCCAAGUGAAUGAUUGUAAUGUUUCUUACAUUGUGAACAUCAAUGAGAGAACAUGUGAUUGCAAGGUAUGGAGCUUGUCUGGAAUACCAUGCAAGCAUGCAACAGCUGUUCUUAUUAACAAGAGAGCAGAUUUGGAAAGUUAUUGUGCUUUUAGCAACACAAAAGAAUUUUACAUAAAAGCAUACAAAGAAGUCAUUCAUCCAAUCCCAAAUGUAAAGUUUUGGCCACCUAUUGAUGUGAAUCCUUCUAAAGUACUACCACAGCACUUAGAAGAAAAGCUGGUAGCCCAAGAAAGGCACGGAGAAGGGAGCAAGGAGAAGCACCAACUAUAG